This is a messenger RNA of Schistosoma spindalis, 6132 nucleotides long. The record is from the annotation of a GenBank genome assembly. NCBI's taxonomy places the organism in Eukaryota, Metazoa, Platyhelminthes, Trematoda, Strigeidida, Schistosomatidae.
ACUAAUUCCUCUGUGAUUGUCACAAAAAGACUUUUUUCGUUUCUUAUAAACUGGCACGAUCAGUGAUUCAGACCAGUCAGAUGGGAUUACGUCCAGUUCCCAGAUUCUACCUAGGACCUCAGUCAGUCUCGCUGCUAAUACUGGACCGCCAUCCUUAAAAAUCUCUGAGGUAAACCUGUCUGGGCCUGCUGCUCUCCCACGCUCCAAAUUUCCUAUAGCUUUUUCAACUUCGUAAAGAGUCGGAGGAUUCACAUUAACUUGCCAUUCAGGUAGAUUGGAGAUCGUGGGAAACCGAAGUGUGGCUGAAGACCAGUUGAACUGAUCCCUAAAGUGUUCUGCCCAUCGAUCCAGUCUCCUGGAUUGAGAAUGAACAAUAUGUCCAUCUUUCUCUGAGAUUGUUGCGCUAACAGUUGGGUUUCUAAUACCGGUUUCCUUAACAAGUCUGAACAGUUGUCUGUUGUGACCCAUUGCCGCUGCCUUUUCCAUCUCUCUUGCUUUCGCUACCCACCACUGUUCACGAUCAUUGCGUAAGCUUCUAGUCAGCUUGCGCUUAAGCUGACUCCACUCUUCGUUAUGUGAAGAGCCAGAUGGAAUGCGUUUUCGAGCAUCUAUCAGUGCGGUAGACGCUGCUGGGAUCCAGUGUUUCUCCCUAAUCUUAUGGUUUACCGUACUUGCAGACAUCACUGGUGUUUUUACAGCUUUUCGGAUGUCAUUCCACGCUUCUUCGGGGUGGGCAUCACUUACAUGGCUGCCUAACUGUUUUUCUAGUUGUUCCUGAAAUAUACUCAGCUUGACUAUCAUUAAGUAGGACCCUAAGGGGUUUCCUUGUACCAUCUUUCCUACGUCCAGUAAGACGUAGACAAAUACGCGCUCGCACUAGAGCAUGACCUGAGUCUAAGCAUGUGCUCUAGAAUGAGCGACGGUCUUCCAUUGGUGCCUGAUUGCGAUGUGAUCUAUUUGGGUCCAGCGUUGGGACGAAUUAGGAGGUCUCCAAGUUAAAAGAUGUUUUUCCUUAUGCUUAAAGUUAGUAUUUGCAAGAAACAGGCGGUUAACUGAGCAUAGCUGCAACAGACGGUCACCGAUAUCUGUUCUUUGAGCCGCGACACCAUAAGAUCCACCCAGGUGUUUCUCCCUUUCGCAAAGUUUACCUACUUGAUCAUUAAAGUCACCAGCCACUAUUACUACAUCUGAACGCCUAGCUUUUCGGAUAAGAUCGGAAAGCUUUCUGUAAAACACAUCUUUUACAUCAUCUGAGCUGCAGUCAGUGGGAGAGUAGGCAGAGACGACGAGUGUCCCUAUCUUUCCGAGUCCUUACUGUUCCGUUUAGUCGGACAGCACACAAACGACUGUCUACUGGGAUCCAGUCUAAGAGAGCUAGUUCUGCCCUAGGACUCAAUGCUAUACCUACGCCAGCGAGGCCACGGGAAGCAGCAUCAGGGCUUCCAGAUACACGGAGCGUAAGUCGAGUUGGUUCGUUACUUUGACAUGGUGAGGUUAAACGAAUGAAACUACUUGGACCCUGUGUGCGCGUUUCGGAGACGCAGCAUAGGUCCUAGCUAAGGAAGCCUGUUGUCCUAUUUGGCACAGUGUUCGGACGUUGAAAGCUCCUACGUGUAGUUUUGAGCGUGGCUUCAGGAGACCAGGAAUAACAUUCCGCGUACUCGAAUCGUUCGCACUGGCGGGGCGAGGUGAUAAAGGGACGUGAAAAGGGUUGGUCGUGGAGAUAAGAGAGUUUUUAGGAGGUGUAGGAAGGACUUGCAUGUGACCAACGUGGUCUCGUGUGUUGUUACGGGUAUGAGGGCUGAUGUCACUUCCUGGCUGCCCACACCGUGGAAGAGUAUUUCUGGAGGAACCUGAAAAGGAAAUCGGACUAGUGUUGGUCCUAACGACCUGGGAGCGUGGCCGCAGAGCCCAAGGGACAACUGCUUGAGGCCGGUCGCGCACGGUCUUUUUGUGGGAGGUUUGUAAUGUGUUAGCUCCGUUCUUCAAACGGCCUUACCGCUGGAGACGGAAAUCCGUAGGGUGAGGUGAGGUGUGACAUUUUUAGGGUCAACCUUUUCUAACCCCUUCCUUCCUUGUGAGAAGGCAGCAUCGCUGCAGAUGCUGGUUGUCCGAGGGAAACACCUUACUGCUGUCACACCUCUGUACAGUCAGCAGUACGACUUCGCCCUCAGACCUUGAGUUGCUGCUUUUAGUCUUACCGUUCUCCAAUCGACCUGCCUGGCAUGGUAGAACCUGCAUGAACAUGUGUUCCAGCCAAUAUGGCUCGGUUGGGUCAUCACGAUAGGCAAGCUCGACCACCACGUCAAGGUAGCAGCUAUGGUCGGGGCCUUUAAGUAGAUGGUUUAAGUGUUUAACUGCUAAAAAUUUGCUAAUAGUUGUCUAUCGAAAGUGCUAUAUCACGUUGGAGCGAAUACCUAACCUUACUGAACAUACGUUCUACAAUCAAACAAAAAAUAUGGUCUUUAUUUUUUACUUACAAACAUUACUAAAUACACAUAUCAUUAUGGUCUAUUCGAGACCACUGAAGCCUUAGCAUUGGUGGAACAUUUGUUUUACCAAAGUUUCUGUUUCCAUGUAUAAGGGAGUAGGAAAUAUUCAUGAAUAGAAAUGAAUGAGGAUUUUAUGCAUUAUGUUUGUAUGAUAUUUCGCAUUGAUGAUCAUCUCAGUUUUUAGAUAAACAUUUUGGCCAGUUUAUUUUCUCUAAUUCAAAUGAUAACCAGUGAACAAUGUGAACUUCACUGGCAGUUGCAGUAUGAUCAGAAAAUAAACUAUUAAAUUCGAUAAAUGGUUAUUCGAUUUUCAUGGGCACUUGGCAACGUUGGGUGCUCUUACUCACCUUAUCGGCUCUUCUGGCAUCAUUUCUCGCAAAUACAAUAUUUUUCUGUCUUUUUAACUUAUACAACCAAGAAAUUUAUGUUAAAAAUAGCAUUAAGAAGGCGUCUGUUCAUGUUGAGAACGUUCGUAGUGGAAACCAAUGGUUAGACUUUUUGUAUAAGAAGACUCAUGUAAAAUUAUCACAUGAUAUGAGUAUUAAAGAGGCAUGCCGCAUGGAUAAUUGCUUCGAUUACACACUGUGUCAAUCGGAAUUUAAAGUUUACGUAUAUCCUCUCUCGUCAAAACAAGCCAAUCUAUCUUUAACCUAUCAAAAAAUCCUCACCGCUUUGCAUAAUUCAAAACUUCUCACAUCAGACCCAUAUGAAGCUUGUAUAUUUAUUCCUAGCUUGGAUACUCUAGAUCGAGAUCGUUUAAGCCCACAUUUCGGUCAGUAUAUAGCUCAUGAGCUCGUUAAUUUACCAUUUUGGAACUCGUUGCCUAGACGAGACCUUGAUCCUGAUUCACUCUCAACCACUACUCAAAAGCCAUCAGAAUAUGCUGGUCGUAAUCACUUAAUAUUUAAUUUACAUGCAGGCACUUGGCCAUAUUAUCACGAAGAUGAAUAUCGUUUAUGGCUUGGCCAAGCCAUGCUAGCUAAAGCCAGCUUUUCGACUAAGCAUUUUCGUCCAAAAUUUGAUAUUUCUUUACCACUUAUUCACUCUCAACAUCCCUUACAAUCAGGUUCAAGUCAGUUGGGUCAAUUAGUGAGCAGUGAACAUUUACGCGGUCGACUUGAUCUACCAUAUCUUUUAAGUUUUAAGGGUAAACGUUAUGUCAGUGGAAUUGGAUCAGCAUCACGUGAUAUACUUUUUCAUUUACACAAUGGAAAAGAUAUAAUUAUGUUAACUACUUGUCGUCAUGGCACAGAUUGGACACGAUAUGCUGAUAAACGCUGUGCUACAGAUAUGGCUUUAUAUGAUGCAUACGAUUACUGGGAAUUAAUGUACAAUUCCACGUUUUGUCUUGUUCCUCGUGGUCGACGAUUAGGUUCAUAUCGGUUCUUAGAAGUUUUACAGGCUGGUUGUAUCCCAGUUAUGUUGAGUAAUGAUUUGGAACUUCCAUUUUCUGAAGUGAUUGAUUGGAAUCGAGCAGUUAUUUGGGCUGACGAACGAUUACCUUUAUUGCUUCCAUUAAGUCUACGACGUAUUACAUCGCAUCAAAUAAUUCAAUAUCGACAACAAGUAAUGUUUCUUUGGCAUACGUAUUUAUCUUCAAUCGAAUCAAUUGUUCUUACAACACUUGAGAUUAUACGAGAUAGAGUUUCACUUCGUCGUCGGAGUUACGAAAUUUGGAAUACAUUACCUGGUGGUCUCAUAGUUUCGCAUGUAGAUUCUAUGGACAGCUGUGAUGUAGCAAUUCAACGAUAUCCGAUGCACUGUCAAUCCGAAAUCAAGUCAGGUUUCACAAUGUUAAUUCCAAUACGUGCAGAACUUUGUGCUGUUUAUUUGGAACGGUUAAAAUCUCUUGGUAAAAUUCUGUUCAAUUCAGAGUUUUUACGAAAGAUAAUUCUGAUUUGGCAAUGCAAGAAUUUUCCACCAAAUAAUAAUGAAGUAAAAUCUUAUGCUCCAGUCCCAGUUGAAAUCGUUCUCCCUGACGAACGCUUUACACUAAGAUAUUCUUCUAAUUCUAUAUCUCCAAGUGUUCGUUUUCAACCUUUUCACGAAAUUCCUACCUUGGCUGUGUUUGCAUAUUCAUUAAACUUGAACAUUACAGUUGAACAGUUAAAUUUUGCAUAUCAAACUUGGCAAGAAUUUCCUAAUCGCUUAGUUGGAUUUCAAGCUCGUUCACAUUAUUGGAAUACUAAAGAUAACCUAUGGAAAUAUGAUGAUAAUCCAUCGAUGAAGCACUUUUCAAUAGUUUUACUGAAUGGGGCAUUUUAUCAUCGUUAUUAUCAUCAUCUGUACCAAACAUUGUUGGAUCGUAAACUUCAUGAGAUUGUCAAUGUAUUUAAUAACUGUGAAGAUAUCCUUUUUAAUUGUCUUAUAAGUCAUGUAACUAGUUUACCACCAAUUAAAUUAUUUAGCACAAGUUAUAUAGAACAAAAAUUACUGUCAACGGAUGGAAUCUUAAAUCUGAGUGAAUUAAAUACGUACCGCGAACAGCGAAGUUUGUGCAUACAAGCUUUUUCACAACACUUUAUAAAAGUCCCAUAUACUGGAAAACAUUCUAAUCAUAAUAUUAAUAGUCAGUAUACUGGGAGAGAUACACCCGAAUUAUAUUUACCACUUUACGAGAAUUCCUAUAGGGAAAAACUACGUUAUCUACAGGAUCAACAAAUUACAGCUGAAGACAUUUUAACGUAUGGCCUGAAAAUUGAAAAAUAAUUAAUUAACAAAACAAAUGAUAGACAGUGAAAACUCACAAGAUAAUAAGAAUGUCCUUUCGGAGUUUCUGAAGGAUCCAACGGAUAAGCUUUUGGAAAAAAUAAUAUUUUAAUAUUUAUACAUAUACAUGCAAAUACAAGAUUUUGGCGGCUACUAAUGUUCACAACAAUUACGGGGUGAUUCGCAUUUUCAUAAACAGAAAAUUUAUAUUUGAAGGAAUGUGUAACUCAUCUAACAAGUAAAGACAUGUAAUUGAGUUUGAGCCACACUACUUUUAUCAAUCAUAAUCAACGUAGAGUCUGGAAAAUGUGUGCAUUAACCUUAGUUUCCAUAUCAAAUAAGCACGAGAGGAAUCGCAGAUGAGUCAAAAUAAUGUUACUUUCGUGAUGCCUAAUAUCAAUUUGCUUCUGAAGAAAAAAAAAGGGUGCAUCAGUUUGGAACCUGCAACCUGUUCGUUGGAAUCGCUUAAAUAUAAAGCCAUCGCUUCUAUGGACUAAAUUAAAGUUGUUCUGGAGUUUGCACACAUACUGAGAAAACAGCUUAUAUAACUUUCCUAUGGAUAAUUUGCAACACAAAGAAAUUCAAUUCCAACAUUUAAGACGAGAUUUGACGCGACAAACGAUGAUUGUCAGAGAUUAUUCAGGCACAGCUCCAAAGAGAUUUUUUUGAACGCAUAAAUAUUGGUACAAAAGAGCACCGAAUAUAUAUGGGCCACAAAAAAUUUAAUUUGUGUGUGGGCCAUGAUACUGCCCGGGUUCCCAGACCGAAGCAGAGAUUACGUCAAUGACAAAUGAAUAUAAAACUGGAAAUAACUGAAUGUAACUUCACAACAAAACACUUUGUUUCCGAUAAAGACAUUACCCUUAAUAUAGCAUUAAAGCAGCAAUAUUAUAUAGUACAAAUAUAAUCACAAGAGCAUAUGAUUAAGGUC